This is a messenger RNA of Miscanthus lutarioriparius, 528 nucleotides long. Lineage: Eukaryota; Viridiplantae; Streptophyta; Magnoliopsida; Poales; Poaceae. The record is from the annotation of a GenBank genome assembly.
AUGGCGGAGCCGGAGCGGGAGCGGAAGCGGGCGGCGGAGGAGCGGGUGAGGCGGAAGAGGGGCAGGAAGAGGAGGAAGAGGGAGGGGAGGGAGGGGGAGAGGCAGGUGGGGUGGAGGAGCGACCCCAUGGAGGCGCUCGGGGAAGAUGUGAUGGGGCGGGUGAUGGAGUUCCUGGACGCGCGCAGCGUGGCACGAUGCACCGCGGUGUCCUGCGCAUGGCGCGGGGUCGCGGCCGACAACCGCCUCUGGGCACCUAAGUGUGCUGAAUUGAUGGCGGGAAAGGCUCAUAUCCCACGUUUAACAUUGAUCUGCACUGGAUCCAAGUUGUCUACAUAUUCAAUGGCCAUUAUGGAUGGGAAACGGAGUCGGAUCACAAAAGAGGAUCUCUGUGAUCAUGCGUGGGAAUAUCGUUUCACAAUAGCAGCACCUGAUUACUGGAGGAACCUUGAUCCAUCAUGGAAGCACACUGGUCCACCUAUGCGACGUUACUUCCACCCUGAUGGCUACCACAGCGUCAGACCCUCAUGA